CUCAUAUGAGUAAUGUUUUGGGUUCGUGUCUUGGCUAACAAAGUCUACUUCGGUCAACUGACGAAUAAAUAAAAUUAAACAUCUAAAUAGCAUCUCAAUAAAACUAUCAUCUUUUGAGUUGUCUAAAUUAAAGACAAACUAAUUAGUUUUGAUUGCAUAUAGGAGCCAGUAAAGUAAAUUCAGUAUAAUGCCGAAGGUGGCGAAAAAAAAGCAUGUUUCGAUGAAAAAGAAAUCGGCAUGGCGUAAGAAUACGGAUAUAACAGAUGUUGAAAACUUUCUAGAAGACCAACGCUUACAAGAGAGAAUUGGAGGGGAUUUAACUUUUGCUCCAAAUGAAGAACUUUUCCAAAUCGAAAAGAAACCUUUGAAAGCUUCUGUGUCACUCCGAGCAGAAAGGAAAUUACUAGCUCAAAAGCCUGCAAAAUGCUUUAUUUCAUUAGAAAACAAUUCAAAAGUGGAAGAUCCAAUCAAGAAAAGGAAUCGAGUGAAAACACCAGAGGAACGUAGACAUCCUCUAACAAAAGCUAAAAUUGAAAGAAAUAAGAAACUCGGGAUAAUUCCUCAAAGGCAACUUGAGUCUUUGAAAGAUCGUAUUACAGCCGGAAAGCGAAUUUUAAGAACAAAAAUUAAGAAAAUUGAAUUUGAGAAAGAUAUUUGGGCUGAUGAUGUUGAUAAAAAAAUUCCUGAACUUGAAAGUCAAUGGGUGAGCAAAAGUUUGAAGCAGUAUCAUCUUAAAAAUCUCGGAGAUGAUGUAACUAAAGUGCCACAAAUAACACAUGAAAAAAGGAGUCAAAUAAAGGCUAUCGAGAAUCCCAUUGGCGGUGCAAGUUACAAUCCAAAUCCACAAGACUUCGAGGAACUUAUCAACAAAGCUGUUGAAAAGGAAGAGAAGAUCAUUAAAACUGAGAAAAAAUUAAGUGAGGCGUUGAAGCCUUUAUAUAAAAUGAUUACGAAAGGAGAAGCUAAACGUCUUAAAAGAGAAGAGUUAACUCAAGGAUUUCCAAUUAAUGGUCAAAAUGAUGUCGAUAGUGAAUUGAGUGAGAGUGAAUUUAAAACUUUAAAUCCACCGGUGAGAAACAAAAAGAAAGAUUUGAAGCAGAGAAGGAAACAAAAAGAAUCAAGACUUCGUAAAGCAAGAUUGGAAAUUGAGAAACAAGAACUUAAGAAGAUUAAAGAUUUGGGAACAUUAAAAAUGUUUAAAAAACAACUAAAUAAACAGGAUGAGAAAGUCGAAGAAAAGAAAAAGCAUCGAAUUGAAAAGAAAAUUAAACAGAAGUGCGAGCCACGUCGAAUAGCUAGAAAAAGGUUCGAAGGUGAUGAACUUCCCGUUCCUGAUUCGAUGGAAAGUCUCGGAACUUUAAGGAAAAUAAAGCCAGUAGAAAAUAUUCUCGUUGAUCGUUUCAAGAGCCUUCAAAAGCGCAACAUUCUUGCUCCAAACAUUAAACGUAGACCGAGAAAUCGCCGCCUUACAACUGUCAAGAAGAAGUCACAUAAACAAGAAGACCAACCACCUCCAAACAUGAAGAAGAAAGGAAGCAAAAGUUUUAAAAUUCAUAAAUAAUCUUGUGG
Clunio marinus is the source of this 1569-nucleotide messenger RNA. The record is from the annotation of a GenBank genome assembly. Lineage: Eukaryota; Metazoa; Arthropoda; Insecta; Diptera; Chironomidae.